GCUGAUGAUUUAAAAUAAUAUGUGUGUGUUUGAAUAGUCUAUUUAGUUGUAAUAUGAUCUCUCUUCCUCUAUACACAUAGCCAUGUCAUUCCUUUCCCAAAAAUAACCCAAUGUUCCCCUACUAAUUCUUCACUGAGCACAGACACAUGCUCCCACACACCACACUUGACUGACACUCAUGCUAUAUGAUACAGGCGAGUGGUCAAGGGAAAAAAAUGAGGUCACAACUACGGGACUCCCUCAUGUCUUCUUCUACAUUCUAGUUUAUACUGUAUUACAGACCAAGAUAUAUUUUAUGCAUCUUCUCUGAUAAGCAAGUGGAAUUAUCAAGUGGAACGUGUUCCAGCAGAUAUAAAUUGUACAGGAGCAUACCAGGACUAAACUGAAGUGGGACACGAGCCAGUCGAUCAUUCCUCUGUGGUAUUUUCCACAUAUUACAUACAUCAUCAUGAUGUCUGAUGAAUACUUGGUGGAGUGCAAAAUAGAUGACGAUGAUGACAGUGACAUUGACUAUGAUAAAGAUGUGAUGAAGAUCCACACCACACCAACUCCACCUCCACAGUUCUGCUCUAGCUCCCAAGUGUCCAUAAGCCAUUGUGAAACCAGAGACCCCUAUGGGAUCAACAACCACUUGAAGAUGGAGUUUAGUGAUGUUUUGGCAGAGCCAGCCUCUCCAACCAGUUACGAACGUGUUUGGGUGUACAGUAGCAUUGGGUUUGAGUCAGCACGAAUCUGGAGUUAUCGUUGCAUCACAACACUUUUUGCAGUCCCAGUUUCCUUCCUUUCUGGCUGUCUUUUUGCACUGAUUGCCUGCAUACACAUCUGGUGUGUGAUGCCCUGUGUACAGGUGUGCCAUACCUGUUUACCCUGUGUGCAGUCCCUAUGGAGGAGUGUGGUGAAUAUCUUCAUCAUGCCAGUCUGCAUGUCUGCUGCUCACUGUUGUAGAAGAAUACAUGUAUUAUUCUCUAAUGAAUGAGCAAUAAUAAUGUACUAAUAACCUAUUUCAGGGCUUGUUUAGAGAAAUUUAAAUUAUUAUCAGAAACUUUAGAAGAAUUUCAUAUAUAACAAUAAUGUUAUAAACAUGUAUUUGUUUUA
Messenger RNA from Tachysurus fulvidraco (yellow catfish), 1095 nucleotides. RefSeq names its product caveolin 4b (gene cav4b). The record is from RefSeq and is a predicted model, not a curated record. Lineage: Eukaryota; Metazoa; Chordata; Actinopteri; Siluriformes; Bagridae. The coding region runs from base 449 to 976 and encodes 175 amino acids. Gene Ontology annotation, cellular component: caveola. Gene Ontology annotation, biological process: caveola assembly. The transcript is spliced from 5 exons. Gene Ontology annotation, molecular function: molecular adaptor activity.